GCCGGGCCGGUUGGACGGGAGCGGCAGCAGCGGGCGGGGCGGCUCACCGGCCGCCGCAGCGUCCGGGCCGCGGGGCGAUGGCGGCCCCGGGGCGCCGCGGGCACAACGCGGGGCCCGGCGAGGGGCUUGAGCAGCAGCUGCCGUGUCCUCGGAGGCUUUAGGGCUUGUCUCCCCGUUAAACCGCCGUUUCCGUCGGGUUUCCGCUCCUGGCGAGAAGUGCGGUUUGUUUUCUACCUGGAGGAGUCCUGUCCCGCACCCACAAGGGCUCUCCCGAGCGUCACCGGGGCUGCACCGGGCCGUUGCACCCAGAAAGGCUGCUCUCUGGGCUGACAAGCAGGUGCUCCCGCACGGGCGCGGCAUGGCAGCGAGCACGGCCGGCGGGACGGCGGCGGCGGCGGCGGAGGAGCCGGCACAUGCGGUGUCCCUGCUGCGGGGCCUGAGCGCGCUGCGGGCCGAGCGGAGCCUGCUGGACGUGACGGUGGUGGCCGGAGGCCGCGAGUUCGGGGCGCACCGCGCCGUCCUGGCCGCCGCCUCCGGCUACUUCCGCGCCAUGUUCGGCGGGGCGCUGCGGGAGGCGCGGGCCGAGCGGGUGCGGCUGCACGGCGUGGAGCCCGAGUGCCUGGCGCGGCUCCUCGAUUUCGCCUACACCGGCCGGGUGGGCGGGCUGGGCCCCGACAUCGCCGAGCGCCUGCUGCGCGCUGCCGACCUGCUGCAGUUCCCCGCCGUCAAGGAGGCGUGCGGCACCUGGCUGGCGCGGCAGCUGGAGCCCGCCAACGCCCUGGACAUGCAGGACUUCGCCGAGGCCUUUGCCUGCCCGGCGCUGGCCGCCGCCGCGCACCGCUUCGUCCUGCGGCACGUGGGGGAGCUGGGCGCGCAGCUGGAGCGGCUGCCGCUGCCGCGCCUGCUCUCCUACCUGCGGGACGACGGGCUCUGCGUCCCCAAGGAGGAGGCCGCCUUCCAGCUGGCGCUGCGCUGGGUGCGCGCUGACCCCGCCGCCCGCGCCCCGCUGCUGCCCCAGCUCCUGGCUCACGUCCGCCUGCCCUUCGUGCGCCGCUUCUACCUGCUGGCCCACGUAGAGGGCGAGCCGCUGGUGGCCCGCUGCCCGCCCUGCCUGCGCCUGCUGCGCGAGGCCCGGGACUUCCAGGCCGCCCGCCUCGACCGCCACGACCGAGGCCCCUGUGCCCGCAUGCGGCCCCGGCCCUCCACUGGCCUGGCCGAGAUCCUGGUCCUUGUCGGCGGCUGCGACCGCGACUGCGACGAGCUUGUCACCGUCGACUGCUACAACCCGCGCACCGGCCACUGGCGCUACCUGGCUGAGUUCCCCGAGCACCUGGGCGGGGGCUACAGCGUCGCUGCGCUGGGCAAUGACAUCUACGUCACCGGGGGGUCAGAUGGAUCCAGGCUGUAUGACUGUGUCUGGAGGUACAACUCCAGUGUCAACGAGUGGACGGAGGUGUCUCCUAUGCUGAAGGCCAGAGAGUACCACAGCUCCACGGUCCUGGACGGGCUCCUGUACGUGAUCGCCUCAGACAGCACGGAGCGUUACGACCACACGGUGGACAGCUGGGAGGCCCUGCAGCCCAUGCUCUACCCUAUGGACAACUGCUCCACCACCUCCUGCCGCGGCAAGCUGUUUGCCAUUGGCUCCCUGGCUGGCAAAGAGUCCAUGGUUAUGCAGUGCUACGACCCCGACAGCGACCUCUGGUCCCUUGUCAACUGUGGCCACCUGCCUCCCUGGUCCUUUGCCCCAAAGACCGUCACUCUUAACGGCCUCAUGUACUUCAUACGAGAUGACUCAGCUGAAGUGGAUGUUUACAAUCCAGCAAAAAAUGAGUGGGACAAAAUCCCUGCCAUGCUUCAGGUUCACGUUGGGGGGAGCGUGGCCGUGCUCGGUGGGAAGCUGUAUGUGUCUGGUGGCUACGACAACACGUUUGAACUCUCGGAUGUCUUGGAAGCCUAUGACCCCGAGACGCGGAUGUGGAGCGUGGUGGGCCAACUCCCUGAGCCCAUCUUCUGGCACGGCAGCGUCAGCAUAUUCCGGCAGUUCAUGCCAGAGACCACACAGGAGGACGACAGCAUCACUCUGGACAACAGCAUCAACUUGAACAGGCAGCGCCAAAACCUCCACAGCCAGAACCUUAACGAGCUUCGUUAGCAGGGGAAGGUGCAGUUCCCCUGACUCGAUGCGAGUUCCAUAUCCACAACCAGUGUUGCUUUGAGAGGGGCAGAGGCAAACCAGUGCUUGGAAACAGACAUGUACUAAUCAUAGAGGGAGUGAAAACUGCUUGAUGUGCUGCUGCAGAACUGCAGCUGUGAGGCCUCUGCUGUGGCGUCCCUCAGCCCUUCUCUGGGGUAAAGGCGGCGCGCUGCCCCAGAGGAGACCCAGAGGUGGGCUCUGAGGAAAGCCAUCCAGUUGGACAUCACUGCAGCUCACAGCUUUGGUCAGAUGCCUCUCACUGGGGACUCCUUCACCCUGUAACGCUUUCUUUGCCACCAAACUCCUUUCUUCAGUUUCUUUUUCAGGAGGGGUCUGUCUGGUAGGAUGAUGGUCCGGACCCCCACCUCUGUGCUGUGCCUCAGAGGGAGGCAAAGCUGUGCACCCCUUCUGCCUGGGGGGGAAGGUCUCCCCAUGAGAGCUGGGUCAAUAUGAGAGCACAGCCCUCCCUGUCCUGUUGCCGUGGUCCCCAGUUCCUGCUCAUGCCUUCAGAAGAGACAGACCCCCUGUAGCAAGGCUCUCACCAAGGCAUGUUAUGAAGCUUUACUUUUCCCUUUGAACUUCCAUUCUUCCUCUAUUUGAUGGGUUUUUUAAGUUGCAGCAUUAAAACUUUUGCAGGUACUUGUUUUCCAGCUCUUCCUAGAAAAGCACUUUUUCCUUCUAAGAAAUGCCCUUAUUUAUCUUUUAAUCACAUCCUCACAGCUAAUUGCUUUUAUUUCUGACCACCCCAGCUGUUCCCCCCUGUAAGGGUAAGCGGAGAGGCAGGGAGCAGCUCCUGGGGCUGGCAGCUGCUGCCCAGGCACAAGCUGUUCCCCUUACCAGCGCCUCGGGGCUUGCUGAUAGCAGGGCUGAACUAGCCAGAAAAAGCUGUUGCAUGUGGCAAAGGCCUGUUGCUGUUGGUUCUCCUGUGCAGACCUCUCAGGUGCUCUGGUGCCCUCAUGCAAUGAGGGCGAGUGUUUAUUUCUUCACCGUUUUGAAGGGCUGAAGUCUGCAUUGUACAAUUAUAGAAAAAAUCCCAAUUUACUAGGAAAGGCAAGUGCAGCUUCCUUGGGAGGUUCACGACAGCCUUGCAGAAUUGCUGGUGCUCUUUAGAUACCCUGAUGCAGAAUUGCUUUAAAAUGCACCACCAGGCCUUGGGAGGGGUCUCGUGCCUGAUGUGCCUCCAGUGUGCAGGAGCUCUCGGGAUGUGGGCAAUUGGAAAAUGCUGCUGAGGUGUUUUGGUAAAGGGGUAGGAGUAGCCAGAGUGUUGCAGAUUGAAAAGUAGUUAUUUUAGGGAAAUUUUUUUAUUGUUUUUGUUUGGGGUUUGCUGUUUUUUGGCCUGUGUAAGAGUUGCCUUUUUACUCGCCCAAGUGACCUAGCUGGCUUGGGCUGCAGUUCCUGUCUGUGCUGCAGAGAAGCCUCCUGCAGUUAGCUGGUAGAUUAUCAGCUCACCCGGAGGAGCCUGGCGCCUCGGGAAAGCUGUGGUGAGAGAAGGGCUGCAGUGCUGGCUGGGGCAUUGGCCUUUUCCAUCUUUUGUGUUUAAGCGGUAGGAAACAAAAAGGAGUUGAAACUCAGUGCAGAGAUGGAAAGCCCGUGUACUGGAUUGCAGGCCUCUGGCUUGCCCUCGGACUGACCAGUGUCAGAGCCCCACCUCCACGUCAGCAUCUUCACAGCUUUAACAGAAUCUGGUUUGCCUUGAGUGCUGUUUUCUGCCACGCUUCUCAGCUGCGGAGCUUGGAAGGCUGCUCACGACAUCUGGGCUGUUCUCCAAGUCUGAAACUUUGACAGUGCCUUGAAAGUGCCGCGUGCCGGCAGAGGAUCACGGAGGAGCCGCGGCAGCCUCUGUGUUUAACACCAUCCCCGGUGCUGCUGCGGGCGGGGGCGCCCCUGGACCCCGGGCAGGAGAACGUGCUGGGGUCCAUGACUCAGGACGGCUCCUUCGCCUCUGGGAGCAACGGCCACGGAGCUGCACCCCUGCGGCGCCGCGCCCGGCAGCGCUGCUGAAGCGUGUGGCAGAGCGAGGUAUCAAUGCUGAACUAUAAAUAGUGCGCACGCUCGGCUCGUGCUGUAGCGCUCGCUGCUGGACCUGCCACCCCCAGAUUCCUCACCUGCUCAACAGUUAUGGAUCUGUAUUUAUUUUUUGUAAGACUCAUUGUGUUCAAGUCCUUGAGUACAGUUUAAAUACCAUCCUUUGAAACAAAGGCAUUUUAUGUUUACAGAUAAUGUAUUUUUAUUCUCAUAGUUUUAAAUUUACUUGCAGCAGUGAAGUUAAAUAAAAUACGUUACAUCAA
This is a messenger RNA of Apus apus (common swift), 4485 nucleotides long. It is a transcript of the gene KLHL21, whose product is annotated as kelch like family member 21. The record is from RefSeq and is a predicted model, not a curated record. The coding region runs from base 359 to 2155 and encodes 598 amino acids. The transcript has 5 exons. Gene Ontology annotation, molecular function: protein binding. Lineage: Eukaryota; Metazoa; Chordata; Aves; Apodiformes; Apodidae.